AUGAGACGAUUGGUCCGGACCGAGAGCAGGCGGGCCCACACCGCACUACACUGCCCCGCUCGGUCCCACACCGCCCCGCUCGGUCCUACACCGCCCCGCCCGGUCCUACACCGCCCCGCUCGGUCCUACACCGCCCCGCUCGGUCCCAUACCGCCCCGCUCGGUCCUACACCACCCCGCCCGGUCCUACACCGCACCGCCUGGCCCCACACCGCCCCGCCUGGCCCCACACCGCCCCGCUCGGCCCCACACCGCCCCGCUCGGUCCUACACCGCCCCGCUCGGUCCCACACCGCCCCGCUCGGUCAUACACCGCCCCGCUCGGUCCUACACCGCCCCGCUCGGUCCCACACCGCCCCGCCUGGCCCCACACCGCCCCGCUCGGUCCUACACCGCCCCGCUCGGUCCUACACCGCCCCGCUCGGCCCCACACCGCCCCGCUCGGUCCUACACCGCCCCGCUCGGUCCUACACCGCCCCGCUCGGUCCCACACCGCCCCGCUCGGUCCUACACCGCCCCGCCUGGCCCCACACCGCCCCGCUCGGUCCCACACCGCCCCGCUCGGUCCUACACCGCCCCGCCUGGCCCCACACCGCCCCGCUCGAUCCUACACCGCCCCGCUCGGUCCUACACCGCCCCGCCUGGCCCCACACCGCCCCGCUCGGUCCUACACCGCCCCGCUCGGUCCUACACCGCACCGCCUGGCCCCACACCGCCCCGCCCGGCCCCACACCGCCCCGCUCGGCCCCACACCGCCCCGCUCGGUCCCACACCGCCCCGCUCGGUCCUACACCGCCCCGCUCGGUCCCACACCGCCCCGCUCGGUCCCACACCGCCCCGCUCGGUCCUACACCGCACCGCUCGGUCCCACACCGCCCCGCUCGGUCCUACACCGCACCGCCUGGCCCCACACCGCCCCGCUCGGUCCUACACCGCACCGCCUGGCCCCACACCGCCCCGCUCGGCCUCACACCGCCCCGCUCGGCCCCACACCGCCCCGCUCGGUCCCACACCGCCCCGCUCGGUCCCACACCGCCCCGCUCGGCCCCACACCGCCCCGCUCGGUCCUACACCGCCCCGCUCGGUCCUACACCGCCCCGCCUGGCCCCACACCGCCCCGCUCGGUCCCACACCGCCCCGCCUGGCCCCACACCGCCCCGCUCGGUCCUACACCGCCCCGCUCGGUCCUACACCGCCCCGCCUGGCCCCACACCGCCCCGCUCGGUCCUACACCGCCCCGCUCGGUCCUACACCGCACCGCCUGGCCCCACACCGCCCCGCCCGGCCCCACACCGCCCCGCUCGGCCCCACACCGCCCCGCUCGGUCCCACACCGCCCCGCUCGGUCCUACACCGCCCCGCUCGGUCCCACACCGCCCCGCUCGGUCCUACACCGCACCGCUCGGUCCCACACCGCCCCGCUCGGUCCUACACCGCACCGCCUGGCCCCACACCGCCCCGCUCGGCCUCACACCGCCCCGCUCGGCCCCACACCGCCCCGCUCGGUCCCACACCGCCCCGCUCGGUCCCACACCGCCCCGCCCCCGCUAA
This is a messenger RNA of Trichomycterus rosablanca, 1548 nucleotides long. Its product is annotated as basic proline-rich protein-like. The record is from RefSeq and is a predicted model, not a curated record. The coding region runs from base 1 to 1548 and encodes 515 amino acids. The transcript has a single exon. NCBI's taxonomy places the organism in Eukaryota, Metazoa, Chordata, Actinopteri, Siluriformes, Trichomycteridae.